This is a messenger RNA of Megalobrama amblycephala (Wuchang bream), 1163 nucleotides long. It is a transcript of the gene rbm24b, whose product is annotated as RNA binding motif protein 24b. Lineage: Eukaryota; Metazoa; Chordata; Actinopteri; Cypriniformes; Xenocyprididae. Gene Ontology annotation, cellular component: cytosol. The record is from RefSeq and is a predicted model, not a curated record. The transcript has 5 exons. Gene Ontology annotation, molecular function: mRNA 3'-UTR binding. The coding region runs from base 232 to 978 and encodes 248 amino acids.
CGUGUGAGUGAGAGCCACCAAAACCAUAUGGCAUGUUAAGUUUUGUCGCCUGACAGACGCGCUAGUUUGCUGUGGUUUAUUCUACCUCAUAUCAAAUCAUUUGCGCUCUGUCAUAUACAUUUGUUACUGCUACCUUCCAGGAAUACGAGUUGUUAUUUAUUUAACCAGUCGUAGUGAAACUUUUGCACUGUUUGUUUGUUUUCGCUGAACUGCGCGCGACCCAUCGUGAGGAUGAUGCACAGCUCUCAGAAGGACACCACAUACACCAAGAUCUUCGUCGGAGGUCUUCCGUAUCACACCACCGACUCAAGCCUCAGAAAAUACUUUGAAGUGUUUGGAGAAAUAGAGGAGGCUGUUGUCAUUACUGACAGGCAAACUGGAAAAUCCAGAGGCUAUGGUUUUGUGACGAUGGCUGAUCGAGCUGCAGCAGAAAGAGCCUGUAAGGACCCAAACCCCAUCAUAGAUGGUAGGAAAGCCAACGUUAACCUGGCGUACCUGGGGGCCAAACCACGGAUCAUGCAGCCAGGAUUUUCAUUUGGUGUCCCUCAAAUACACCCCACGUUUAUUCAACGGCCUUAUGGAGAUAGUGAGGAUGAUCAUUCCCCAUUACUGUAUCCUCCCCCUUUCCGCCAGGUUAUGAGGAUUCCUGCUCACUAUGUGUACCCGCAGGCAUUCGUGCAGCCCAGCGUCGUGAUCCCGCACGUCCAGCCAUCCGCGGCCUCUGCGGCGGCCGCAGCCUCUCCAUACUUGGAUUACACCGGCGCAGCCUACGCGCAGUACUCCGCUGCCGCCACCGCUGCUGCCGCCGCGGCUUACGAUCAGUACCCAUACGCUGCCUCGCCAGCAGCCACGGGUUACGUCGCCACGACCGGCUACGGUUACGUCCAGCAGCCUCUCGCGUCUCCUGCGCCCGGGGCUACGGCGGCCGCGUUCGGUCAAUACCAGCCGCAGCAGCUCCAGACGGACCGCAUGCAGUGAGAUGAAGAAAAGAAAAGCUGGUCGUUUGACCAUUUAUGACUGUGCCACUUUUUACAGUGUCAGCCAAAGAAACUGAUAUACUUUUUUAUUGUUCUGUUACUGUUAUUAUUGCUGUUCUCAUCAUUUUAUUUGUAGUAUUUAAUAUUUAUUACGGAGAAGAAAGCUGUAGGCUGUAGCUUGUCAAA